This is a messenger RNA of Sphaerodactylus townsendi, 4751 nucleotides long. It is a transcript of the gene TRIM8, whose product is annotated as tripartite motif containing 8. The record is from RefSeq and is a predicted model, not a curated record. Lineage: Eukaryota; Metazoa; Chordata; Lepidosauria; Squamata; Sphaerodactylidae. The transcript is spliced from 7 exons. Bases 2333 to 3988 code for a protein of 551 amino acids.
CGUGAGGCCCCGGAGAAGGGGUUGAGCAGGAGCAGCGCCGUCCGCGAGCCGGGAAGAGAAGGGCUGGCUGGCGGCAGCAGCGGUGGUUGCGGCUGGGCUGGGCGCAGACCCGGCGGAGGUGGGAGCGGAUCGAGGCGAGGCCCGGAGCCGGCGCCGCGGUUCCCUCUGGAUUUUCCCCCUCCCCCUCUGGUUUUGUCCUUGCUGCUCUUCAGGCUCUGCGUUUGUUAUUCAGUGGAGUUGAUUGAUUGAUCGGCUAUUGAUCGGUUAAAGGGGCCCUGCCGCUCGGGAGCUACGACGUCGAGAUCGGACUGAGCCGCUGUUCCUUUAAGCCAAGCCGGGAGGGGAGGGGGAAAUCCAGAAGUGCGCCCUUGAUCUUUAGUCAUCCUUCCGCCCUUGAGUUCCUUCAUACCCCCAUUGCACCCUCCCUUUCUUUCACACCAACCCUAAUGCACUUUCACCACCCCCGGAGGAAGAGGAAGCAGCAUCUAUUCCCAUAGGCACCCCCCCUCCUUCAGUCUUUCUCCUUGAUUGCUACCCUGUCAGAGCCGCCCCCCCCCCUUUAAUUUUCAUUGUGCCAUCUCCCCAACCCUUUAUGUUUCGAAAUAUUGGGCUUAUAGGGUUUUUCUUUCUAAUCGGCUGUUUGUGUGCGUGCGCGCGAGCAGAGAGAAUUCUCCUAGGCAGGCAAGAGCUAUAGGCUCAACUUCUCCCCCCGCGCCUCGAAUAGGUAAAACGAUUAAAAAAAAUCUUUAUAGGUUUUCUAUUUCGAGGUUUAAUCUAUAAAUGGGCCUAGAUAUAUAUUUUUAUCACCUAGUUUACAUGAUCUGGAACUCUCGUUUUCUUUCCUUCCUUUCUCACUAGCGUGAUAGAAAUCUCAGGUCCCCCCCCCCUUUUUUUUUUUGUUGUGUUCUUUUCUUUGGUUUCAAUUGGGAAUCUCGAUUUUUUUCUUUUGCAUGUGAUGCAGGUGAAAGACAGUGCCUGAUCCAUUAAUCUGUUAGUUCAUUUUUGUUGUUGCGUUGUUACUGUGACAGCAUUAAGGAGAUGUGCUGAAAAUUAUCUAUCUAUAUAGAUUUGUGUAUAUAUAUAUAUAUAUUUAUUUAUCUAAAGUGGGGAGACCCAAUAUGGCUGGAAGUGGCUAUGAAGAGCAUGUAGGGUUUUUUUGAUCUGAUGAUAAAAGCUAAAAGACACAGCAGCUGCGGCUGUAUAAACUCAAUUUAGAGCCCUCCCCCUUCCCUCCCUCUUCUCUCCCCCCCCCUCACUGACACAUCAGGCGCUUACUUUGCAGGGUGGUGCCAUCCACCGGGCCUCUCUUUUUUCCUCCUCCUUUAACAGAUUUGUUUCUGUUUUCUCUAAUAAAAAUAUUCACUAAUUUAAAAAAAUCAGUUCAAAAUGGCUGAGGAUUGACCGAGUCCUCUUGGAAUUGUACAUUUCAGCAGUUCCUUUUAAGCUUGUGAGUGUCUCUCCCCCCCUCCCCUCCUUUGCAGGCUGGUUCCAAAAGGAGAAAUAGCUUUCAUGUCAGAAGGAAAACAGAGAAGCUAAGGGGAAGAGGCGGGGGCUGGGCUCUUCAUUAGCAGUUGAGAAAUUCCUUUUCAGUUUGAUCAAGGCAUACUUGUUUUCCUUCCAGCAAGAGCAACCCAUCACUCUCCAAAAGAUUGAGGAUUUUGGAGAGGGGAGUACUGUUUCCAUUUCAGUUUUAUUAAAAUCAGAACUGAGACUGAUUUUGCGAGGAAGAAAUCCCAGGGCGUACUGAAAGCAGGUUGAUUCUCUUGGUUGAAUUCAGUGGUUUCCACCCUCCUUAGUCUUUAAUUUUUUCCCCUCAUUCCUAUUUGAGAAAAGGAGCAAAGGAUGGGAGGGUCCCUUUGGCUCUGGGCUGGAAUUUCAUCCGAAUGACUGACCCGUUUUCCUACUGAGAUUGCACUGUCCCAAACCAGCGAAGAAUUUUUUUCUGCACCAUUCAGCUCGUUCUGAUCUUCUGCUUUUUAAAAACCUUGCAUUUGGAUUUUAUCUCUUUGUGAUUAAUUCUGGACUCUCUUAUGGGAGGAAAAAGAAUUGAAAAGGAUUCUCUUGGGCUUAGUUAGGAGAGAUAAAAGCCCUUUAAAUGUUGAACGUUGGACAGAAAGUUGUCAUAAAAUACUGAAUUCAUAGUUUUUAACUUGGACAGCUUAUAUGGAACGUGGAUCUUGUCCUUCUGGAUUUUGUAUGGAUUAUUUUCGGUUCCGGCAACUUAGUGGCCUUUCUGUUGCAAAAGUGGAAAAUUAUCAUCUGUGUCGGUAGACCAAAAACUGACUUUUUAAAAGCGAAUUUUCUUAAACAAAAAUAUCUGUGGUGUUAAGACAUGGCUGAAAACUGGAAGAACUGUUUUGAAGAAGAACUUAUAUGUCCCAUUUGCUUGCAUGUCUUUGUGGAACCUGUCCAGCUUCCUUGUAAGCACAAUUUUUGCAGGGGAUGCAUAGGAGAGGCAUGGGCCAAAGAGACAGGGUUGGUGCGUUGUCCUGAAUGUAACCAGGCCUACAACCAGAAACCCAACCUUGAGAAGAACUUAAAGCUGACCAACAUCGUGGAGAAAUUCAACUCUCUCAACCUGGAAAAGACCCCCACAGUCUUACACUGUGUGUUCUGUCGCCGUGGGCCACCUUUGCCUGCUCAGAAGAUCUGUCUGAGAUGUGAAGCUCCAUGCUGCCAGUCCCAUGUUCAGACACACCUGCAGCAGCCGUCCACAGCGCGUGGGCACCUCCUGGUGGAGGCGGAUGACGUCAGAGCGUGGAGCUGCCCCCAGCACAAUGCCUACCGACUGUAUCACUGCGAGGCUGAGCAGGUUGCUGUUUGCCAGUUCUGUUGUUACUACAGUGGGGCACACCAAGGGCACUCUGUAUGUGAUGUGGAGAUCCGGCGCAAUGAGAUCAGGAAGAUGCUGGUGAAGCAGCAGGACCGCCUAGAAGAGCGUGAACAAGACAUUGAACAGCAGCUAUACAAAUUGGAGUCUGACAAGCGGCUGGUUGAAGAGAAAGUGAACCAGCUGAAAGAUGAGGUACGUCUACAGUAUGAGAAGAUGCACCAGAUUCUUGAUGAAGAUUUGCGCAAAACCAUGGAGAUUCUAGACAAGGCUCAGGCUAAGUUCUGCAAUGAGAACGCUGCCCAGGUGUUGCACCUCAGCGAGCGCAUGCAGGAAGCUAAGAAGCUGCUCAGCUCCGUUCAGGUCAUGUAUGACAAGACCGAGGACAUCAACUUCAUGAAGAAUACCAAGUCAGUGAAAAUCUUAAUGGAUAGGACCCAGAAUUGCACAGGAGGCAGCCUGCCCCCUCCCAAGAUCGGCCAUCUCAACUCUAAGCUCUUCCUGAAUGAGAUUGCCAAGAAGGAGAAACAGCUGAGGAAGCUGCUGGAAGGCCCCUUCAGUACCCCGGUGCCUUUCCUGCAGAGCAUUCCUAUGUACCCUUGCAGUGUCAGCAACUCGGGAGCUGAGAAGCGCAAGCACGCCACCGCUUUCCCAGAAGGUAGCUUCCUGGAGCCAUCCUCGGGACCUGUUCCCAGCCAGUAUGUGAGCCAAGGGGCUUCAGCUGGUGAAGGCCAGUCUGCACAAUCCAUGGUGCCUUGUAGCUCCACACAGCACAUAGUAGGACUCCCCAGUGGCCCACAGCCCGUUCACUCUGGCUCGAUGUUCAACCCUUCCCACUACCCCAACAGCACAUCAACUCAGCAGUCUGUGCUGUCUCAGUAUGGUGGGCGCAAAAUCCUGGUCUGCUCAGUGGACAACUGUUACUGUUCCUCAGUAUCUAAUCACAGCGGGCAUCAACCAUACCCCCGGUCGGGCCACUUUCCAUGGACAGUGUCAUCCCAGGAAUAUUCCCAUCCACUUCCGCCUGCUCCAUCUGUACCUCAGUCGCUUCCAGGAUUGGCAGUGAGGGAAUGGAUUGAUGCAUCUCAGCAACACGGACGCCAGGAUUUCUAUAGAGUUUAUGGUCAGCCUUCCACCAAACACUAUGUCACCAGUUAACCAUCUGGCUUGAAUUAAAGCUUGCUCAUUUUUGAAGAUUUUUUUUAAGUCUAGAUUUUGUUGUUUUUAAAUCAAAUCCAUUUUUACUUAUCCCUGUCACAUGCCACAGUCUGAGAGGGGCAUUGCUGUCAUCUCUAGUUUUAAUUUAAUUUUUUAAAAGUCCUCCCUUGUACCAGGAUUGGGAUGGGAGAGGAGCUGCAGAAGAAAUUAAUAAGGAUUUCAAUCAAGAAUCUACUUCUGGAUCAUAUGACCUUCCUACUUUACAGUUUGGAAAACUUAUAAAAGGGACAAACGAUCCUUUUCUAUUUCAAAAUAUCUUUGCUCUUUGAUUUUUGCUUUUUAAAAUCUUUUUCCUUCCCAUUUUGUAAGAAGAGAGAAUUUCUAUCAUUGAUUCAUUAAGAAAUGAUACUUGUAGAUUUUUUAAGGUUGUUUUUUUUGUGUGUUGAAAUGCCACGUAUCAUGCAUAUUGGCAUUUUUCUUCUUUCAGAGAUUUGUAAAUACACAAUGACAGGAAAUGAAAUGCACAAAAAAGGGAAAAGAAACUUUAAAAAAAGAAAUAAAAAAAUCUGUUUUAGUUUCCUGGAAGGAAAUGUACACCAAGAUGGACACAGUCCUUCCUAUGUUUCAUUGAUGCAACUUCCUCUAACAAGCACUUUGUAUUAAAAAAAGCGGACUUCCUGUUAUAAGGCACAGGUAUUUAUUCUGUAACCAAUUUUAGAACACACACAAAAAUAUUCAAAUAAAUGUGAUCACUUAGUGCAAA